Pistacia vera is the source of this 567-nucleotide messenger RNA. RefSeq lists its product as uncharacterized. The transcript has 2 exons. NCBI's taxonomy places the organism in Eukaryota, Viridiplantae, Streptophyta, Magnoliopsida, Sapindales, Anacardiaceae. Bases 1 to 567 code for a protein of 188 amino acids. The record is from RefSeq and is a predicted model, not a curated record.
AUGUGUUUCUCUCUGAUCACAACCUUUACCAACUUCUUCAUGAUUGUGUCGCCGGUGAAAAUCGCUUCUUCAUCAGUCUCUCACUGUCCUAAGGUGGUUGACACUUCAAAGAAGAAACCAACGGCUUUCAAUGAAAAACCUAAACUUGAGAUAAAAUUCCGCGUGAAGAGCAACAAUGAAGGUGGACCAAAAAUAAAGACCGAUCAGGAACAGAUUUUGGCCGUCACAAGAACUAAGAAAGACUGUGAAAAGCUUGAGACAUCGGAGAAGAAAUCAAGGGUGAGCAGCUGUGGUAAGAAGAACAAAAAGAAGAAAAUUGCGGACGUAGAGAAUCAAACCCUGGUUGCCCCUGGAAGAAAUUCAGGAGGGAAAGAAAGGCGUGAAUUCUGUAUUUCACUAACAGAAGAAGAAAUUGAAGCGGAUAUAAUGGCAAUGGGUGGAUCAAAGCGGCCACGAAGGAUCAAGAAGGAACUAAGGAGUGUGCAGAAAGUUCUGGACAAUCUUUUUCCGUGUUUGCGUUUGAAAUAUAUAACAGCUGAUGAUUAUAUACUUCCUGAUACGCCUUAA